Molecule: messenger RNA, 1690 nt
Organism: Amborella trichopoda
Lineage: Eukaryota; Viridiplantae; Streptophyta; Magnoliopsida; Amborellales; Amborellaceae
Product: protein-tyrosine-phosphatase PTP1
Biological process (GO): protein dephosphorylation
Molecular function (GO): protein tyrosine phosphatase activity
Source: RefSeq, a predicted model, not a curated record
GACUGUAAAUGACAUUUAUGAUCAUUAUCUCCCAAAGGUCACAUAGAGCAUAGUAGGAAAACUUCUCAUCUCUGUGGGCGCGUGAAGGUCACUGUCGCCUGCUUCUGCGCGGUUGCCCUAGUUCUUUGGUCCUUUCUCUCUCCACAAGGACGGGUAACUCGACAGGUUCUCGCAGGUCGUGCAUGGCGACUUCUGUUCAUAAUAAGAAACGGCCAGCCCUUGCGCCUCCACCUCCUCCUCUGGGACCUGAUUCCCCACUGUUCAUGGCAUAUGCCGACCCCCCCUCCCUCACUCUCUUGCCUGAUCAGCUUCGCCAUUGCUCCGAAGGCCUCGCCUUGCUCAAGAAGAAGAUACAAACCCCUUUCAAGCUAAACCAGGAGUUCGAUGCCUUACAGGCAAACAGGUUAAGAAAGAGUGAUAUGUUACGAAGGUGCCAAGUGGCUCUCCAAGAAGCUAAUGCCAACAAAAACCGCUAUGGAGAUGUCUUACCAUUCGAUGAUUCAAGGGUUGUUCUCAAUCAAAAUCGGAAUAACAAGUCUUCUGGAAGUGGUUAUAUCAAUGCUAGUUUUGUUACGAAUACUUCCUGUGAAAGACUGCCACAGUUUAUAGCCACCCAGGGACCUCUACCAGAAACUUUUGAGGACUUUUGGGAGAUGGUAAUCCAAUUCCAUUGCCCUGUAAUUGUAAUGCUCACUCGGUUGAUUGAUAAUUACAAGGUACUUCAUUGUGUCAGAUUCAAGAUGGUGAAGUGUGGUGAUUAUUUUCAAGCAGACAAAGGAUCUAGAGAAUUUGGAAAAGUUUGUGUUACUACUAAGUGCAUGAAGACUAGUGAUAACUCUUUAGUAUUGCGCUGCAUGGAAGUCAAGCACAAAGAGCAGUUGGAUGAAAUCUCGCACCAAGUUUUACACAUUCAGUAUGCAGAGUGGCCCGACCAUGGGGUGCCAGAAGAUACCACAUCUGUUCGUGAAAUUUUGAAGAGGCUUUAUCACAUAGCUCCACAAUUGGGCCCCUUUAUUGUUCACUGCAGUGCUGGAAUUGGAAGAACUGGUGCCUUUUGUACAAUAUAUCACACAAUCCAGAGAAUUCUUGUUGGGGAUAUGUCGGCUGUGGAUCUUCAUGUAACCAUUAGCAACUUCCGAGAUGAGCGUAUUGGGAUGGUUCAGACACGAGAACAAUUCUUGUUCUGUUACUCUGUCAUAAUGGAUGAGUUAGAAGACCUCAUCUCAGGAAGUGGAGAACAGUGAUUUGUAGCCCAACGAUAAUCAAUGGUAUCCUAGAGCGGGCGAAACUAAUGCAAGUUCAUCUGCAUCCUGUUAUCUAUACUUGUUAGACAUAAAUUGACCACUUGUUAUCUGCUGAGAGCAAAAUUGACCACUUGUUAUCUGUAGAUUUGCAUUUUCAGGGUGUAUGUCCAGCCAAAUGUAUACCAUUCUCCUGUCCACCUGAGACGCAGGUACAUGAGAGAGAGAGAGGAGAGAGAGAGAGAGUGGGAGGUUUGUCGGAAUGAGAAAACAUACAGAGCUUCAAUGGGGUGCAUGCUCCCGCUGGAGCAAGCUUUGCACUUGGUCCCUCAAGAGAAAGCCCCACUUAAUCCGCAAUUUGAGAAAUCAUCUAUAUAAUUUAAAAAAGGAGAAAAAGUUAAUGAUUUUGAGCUCCUAAAUUUGCAUAGGAGAAUAUAUUAUUCAUGAAA